AUGGCGAAACAAGCCAAAAAUACUCUCGAAGAAACAAUCAGAGUUGAUAAAAAACCAGAGGUGUGGAUGGAGGAGAUAAUUAAACUUGAGACACUUUUUCGCUCUUGUGAGGGUAGCCAGCAAGUAGCUAAACUCUUGAAUAAGAUCAAGAAUGUUACUUCUGAAUUCGAAGGCAAAACUGGGAACCCUUCGAUUAACUUUCAAGCCCCAGAAAAAAUCAAGUACCCUGACAAACGGAAUGAUAGUGCACUUUCUGCCCCCCAAAAAAAUGGGUUGAUAAGACCUGUCACCGCUCUAGAAGAUUACCAGUAUGAUAAGCGCACCUCUGUUGGCAAGAGGGUUAAAUUCCAGCCCGGUUUUCCUGUCUCUCAUGAGAUAGUCGGUGUCGUUAAGGGUGGGUUUAACCUGACUGCUGAUGGGCGGCGUGGUUUUCGGGUACUUGCCCACUUGAUCUAUAAAGAUCAAAACAAAUUCCCUCUUGUAAAAAGAGAUAUGAUUUCUGUCUUGCCAAAAUACAAGGAGACAUAUGCAAAUACAUUUGGAACUGAUAUUAAAUAA
Molecule: messenger RNA, 558 nt
Organism: Phycomyces blakesleeanus NRRL 1555(-)
Lineage: Eukaryota; Fungi; Mucoromycota; Mucoromycetes; Mucorales; Phycomycetaceae
Exons: 2
Coding region: 1-558 (185 amino acids)
Source: RefSeq, a predicted model, not a curated record